Molecule: messenger RNA, 3492 nt
Organism: Achroia grisella
Lineage: Eukaryota; Metazoa; Arthropoda; Insecta; Lepidoptera; Pyralidae
Gene: TrpA1
Product: transient receptor potential cation channel subfamily A member 1
Exons: 20
Coding region: 7-3492 (1161 amino acids)
Biological process (GO): transmembrane transport; monoatomic ion transport
Cellular component (GO): membrane
Molecular function (GO): monoatomic ion channel activity; protein binding
Source: RefSeq, a predicted model, not a curated record
GAAUGGAUGUGGUCGCUUACUGGCCACAAUCGAGAAUCGAGAAUUAAAAUCGACUAUGGUGGCGAGUUGCAGAGCAUGCUGCCUCAUCAAGCACCAGAUCGACUUAAUUCUGGCGAAGUCUGCCUUUUAGCUGAGAGUCCUUACAGAAUCCUGAGGGCAGCUGAGAGUGGAAAUGUGGAAGAUUUUAUGCGGUUGUACUUGAGUGAGCCUUCACGGUUAGCUGUGAAGGAUGCUCGAGGACGGACCGCCGCCCACCAAGCAGCUGUCAGGAAUAACACCAAUAUAUUGCACUUCAUUAACAACUACGGUGGAGAUUUGAACGCCAAGGAUAAUAACGGGAAUACUCCGCUCCAUCUUGCAGUAGAAAGCGAGGCUCUCGAGUCUAUCGAGUUCUUAUUACAGCAACACGUCGAUACGAGUGCAUUGAAUGAGAAAACUCAGGCGCCUAUACAUCUGGCGAGUGAAUUAAACAAGGUAGCAGUUCUAGAAGUGUUUGCCAAAUACAAAUCUCAAUUCAACGUUGAUCUCGGCGGCGAACACGGCAGGACAGCCUUACAUUUCGCCGCUAUUCACGACCACGACUUAUGUGCACGAAUUCUGAUAAAUGACUUGGGUUCUGUAUGGAAUCGCCCUUGUAACAACGGGUACUAUCCAAUACAUGAAGCCGCUAAAAACGCAUCAUCCAGGACCAUGGAAGUAUUUCUCCAGUGGGGGGAGUCGAAGGGUUGUACCAGAGAACAAAUGAUAUCCCUCUACGACAAUGAGGGGAAUGUGCCAUUGCAUUCAGCUGUCCAUAGCGGUGACAUAAAAGCAGUUGAACUUUGCCUUAGUUCUGGCGCAAAGAUAUCUACUCAGCAACAUGAUUUAUCUACACCUAUCCAUUUGGCUUGUGCCCAGGGAGCUCUAGAUAUCGUAAAACUGAUGUUUGCAAUGCAGCCCAAAGAGAAAAUGGCUUGCUUGACAUCCUGUGAUGUUCAAAAGAUGACGCCACUGCACUGCGCCGCCAUGUUUGAUCAUCCGGAUAUUGUGAACUAUCUGAUUAUUGAAGGCUCCGACAUAAAUCCAUUGGACAAAGAGAGAAGAUCGCCAUUACUGCUCGCAGCAUCUAGAGCUGGCUGGAGAACUGUUCACGUACUGAUCCAACUGGGAGCUGACAUACAACUUAAAGAUAUCAAUUCGAGGAACGUUCUUCAUCUGGUCGUGAUGAACGGCGGGCGACUGGAAGAUUUCGCUGCUCAUUGCAAAAAUCGAUGCGAUAAAAGCCUUGCGAAGCUCCUAAACGAAAAAGAUAGUACCGGCUGUUCACCGCUGCACUACGCCAGUCGAGAAGGUCACAUCAGGUCCUUGGAGAAUCUGAUUCGUCUUGGAGCUUGCAUUAAUCUGAAGAACAAUAACAACGAGAGUCCUUUGCAUUUCGCUGCCAGAUACGGCCGAUUUAAUACUGCCUGCCAACUGUUAGAUUCUGACAAAGGCACAUUCAUUAUCAACGAAAGUGACGGGGAAGGUCUUACUCCUCUCCAUAUCGCAUCACGGGAAGGUCACACAAGGGUUGUCCAAUUGCUUCUCAAUAGAGGUGCUUUGCUGCACCGAGACCAUAAUGGUAGAAACCCACUGCACCUGGCGGCUAUGAGCGGUUACACACAAACCAUUGAACUACUGCAUUCAGUUCAUUCACAUCUUCUGGACCAUAUGGAUAAAGAUGGGAAUACUCCUCUACAUCUAGCUACCAUGGAGAACAAACCUCGCUCUAUAGCACUGCUUCUUUCAAUGGGGUGCAAACUCUGCUAUAAUAACUUGGACAUGAGCGCUAUUGACUAUGCAAUAUAUUAUAAAUUCCCUGAAGCCGCGUUGGCUAUGGUCACCCAUGAACAACGAGCAAAGGAAGUGAUGGCUCUUCGAUCUGAUCGUCAUCCCUGCGUUACAUUAGCUCUCAUCGCCGCCAUGCCCCGGGUAUUCGAAGCUGUACAGGACAGGUGCAUCACGAAAGCUAAUUGCAAGAAGGAUUCUAAAAGCUUUUACAUUAGGUACUCGUUCAAAUUCUACCAGCGCUCGAAACUUGAGGUAGAUGCGCUAAGAUUGGCGCUGAAUGACCCCAAAUACCGACCAGAACCGUUGUGUGUAAUCAACGCAAUGGUAGCUCAUGGACGCGUUGAAUUACUAGCUCACCCACUGAGCCAGAAGUAUCUGCAAAUGAAGUGGAACUCAUAUGGAAAAUACUUUCAUUUGGCAAAUUUGUUAUUUUACUGCUUUUACCUAACAUUUGUAACAAUUUACGCGUACCUGUUGAUGAUAAGUGCUAUACCAACGGUUGUUACAUCGCACGCGCAGAAGAUCCAUAAAGAAAUGAAUACUACUAGCAGUGCCAAUAACAAUGAUACUUCUGGAUUUCAUGCUGAAUUUGAGAUCGUCGUAGCUAUGUACACCAGCACGAUUUGCAUUCUUGUCUACAACGCCAUCUGCUUGGUCCGAGAAGCUGUUAACAUUAAGGAACAAAAAUGGCGCUACUUCGUGGACCCCUCAAACUUCAUAUCUUGGACCCUCUACAUCUCCUCCACGCUUAUGGUUCUCCCCGCAUUGACUGGCAAUUACACUGACUUACAGUUUUCUGCUGCUGCUCUUACUGUAUUCUUGGCAUGGUUCGAACUCCUACUGCUCCUUCAGAGGUUCGACCAAGUUGGUAUCUACGUGGUGAUGUUCCUGGAAAUCUUGCAGACCCUCAUCAGAGUGCUGAUGAUCUUCUCCAUACUGAUCAUUGCAUUUGGAUUCUCCUUUUUCAUUCUACUCACUAAAGGUCAACACUUGGCUUUCAAUAGCGUUUCAAUGGCUUUAAUGAGGACAUUUUCUAUGAUGCUGGGCGAAAUUGAUUUCGUUGGAACAUAUGUCAUUCCAUAUUACAAAGAUGAUGCCGAUAUUCUGCUACCAUUCCCAUUUCCAACAUUUCUGAUCUUGGGCCUGUUCAUGGUACUGAUGCCGAUAUUGUUGAUGAAUCUGCUCAUUGGUUUGGCUGUAGGCGACAUUGAGAGUGUAAGGAGGAAUGCGCAACUGAAACGUUUGGCUAUGCAGGUGGUGUUACAUACUGAGCUGGAAAGGAAACUGCCAACUGUACUGUUUGAAAAGGUAGACAAAGACGAACUGAUUGAAUACCCGAAUACAAACAAAUGCAAACUCGGAAUACUCGAUUUCAUCUUGAGAAAAUGGUUCUGCGAUCCGUUUACUGAUGAUGUUGGCUUAGAUUUGGUGUUGGAGAGCAACGAGGAUUACAUCGCAUCUGAAUUGGCCAAGCAAAAGCGUCGCAUUCGCGAGAUAUCUCAGCUACUGGAGCAACAGCAUACUCUUGUCAGACUGAUUGUGCAGAAAAUGGAAAUUAAGACCGAAGCGGAUGACGUUGACGAAGGUGUGUCACCAAAGGAUACAAAGGUCGUUCCUCGUUGGAGUUCACCUAGGAUCCGUAAAAAACUCCGCUCGGCACAGUCUAUGAACAAGGCAGUUUAA